This is a messenger RNA of Suillus subaureus, 1866 nucleotides long. Its product is annotated as WD40-repeat-containing domain protein. NCBI's taxonomy places the organism in Eukaryota, Fungi, Basidiomycota, Agaricomycetes, Boletales, Suillaceae. Bases 1 to 1866 code for a protein of 621 amino acids. Gene Ontology annotation, molecular function: protein binding. The record is from RefSeq and is a predicted model, not a curated record. The transcript has 6 exons.
AUGUCUUCACCCAUCGUUGAGACGGAGAAGGAAUCAGAGAUAAAGCCCUGCCAGAAAUUUGAAGGACACACCAAAUGGCUCCAGGGUGCCAUACAUUUACCGGGCGGACAACGGAUGAUGACUUGUUCAUUGGACGGCUCGCUGCGGAUAUGGAACUUGAAGAGUGGGAAACAGAUAGGAGAGGACUGGCGGGACGGGGAUGACGAAGUGUGGAUGAUAGCGUUGUCUCCGGAUGGGAAGGAAGUGGUUAGCGGAAGUUCGGAUGGUGCAAUGAGGUUGUGGGACAUCGACACUUGCAAAGUUAUCGCGAAAUUGACAGGACACACAGAAACUGUGAGAUCUGUCUGCUGGAGUCAAGAUGGUCAGCGAGUGGUGAGCGGAUCAAUGGAUGGGACUGUAAGGGAAUGGGAUGUGGAGAAGGGAGAGACGAUCCUCGGUCUAAUCGAGACUGGGCACAAAAAGGUGUUCACAGUGAUCUACUCGCCAGACAUGACCAUGCUUGCAACUGCUGGAUGGGACGGGUCGAUUCAUGACCCCAAGUGCUCAGUCAAAAUCUGGGGUGCGAAGACGCGCAAACUUGUCGUUACUCUCAAAGGACACACAAAUUCGGUGGUGUGCCUGGCUUGGACUCCAGAUGGGAAAACGCUUAUCUCCGGGUCAACCGAUUACUCGAUUAGGACAUGGAAUACUUCAAACUGGAAGCAAAUCGCUGUACUGGAUGGGCACACCAAUAAUAUCUUUGGCAUUGCAAUAUCUCCGAAUGGCCGCAUCCUCGCAAGCGCGUCCUGGGACGUGGCUGUCGUGUCGUUUUCAGCAGAUGGAAAGCUACUAGCCACUUGCUGCGAUGACAAAAACGCGUAUACUUGGGAUGUUUCUGCGAUAUUAAAAGAAGCUGGCCUCGACGACCUUCUUUUGGACAAGCCCGACAAGUCGCUACUGGCUACUGAUGCUACACGCCGUCCUGUCCGCCAGCCAAUCAAGGUCGCAAAUCGGGUACCCCAAGGUUUUUUUGGCGACAUACCUGAUCGCGCUCACUCUUCUGCACAACACCAUCGAUCAUCACCUUCGCAUAGAAGCACGCUUCUUAGUCGGUUUUUAUCUUUCUUCCGCCCUUCACACCGCGAUACACACGAUACGCUAUCCCGACCCCGCCCGUUCCAUUGGGUUCGAAACCGUCUCUUUGCUAGACUAAGCGGCGCAGAUAUCGAGUUACACGAGCGUCCCUCAUCAGUAGUCGACGUCCCAUAUGCCAAAGGCAAACGUAGAAACGCCUCAGCAAGGGAGAGACGAAAGCUAAUCCUGAAAAUUCCUACUGCGGGAAGCUUACGCCCUCCCGAUAGCGCCGUCACGCAGCAACCCAGUGGCACAGCUCAAACUCAGUCUUCGCAACCCCAUCCUGCCGUCUCCACCUCCAACGCACCUCCCGUUGCGACUUCAAAUACAAAUCCUCAUGCAACGAUUAAACACGCUGGUCGCUGGGCUCGUUUCUGGCUCUUUGUCUGUUGUACCGCUCCUGAGUAUACCGAUGCCCUUCAAGCUAACAUCCUCCUCUCCCUACUAUUCAUGGCUUCUUCCUGGUAUUUCAUGGCUCUUCCUGGCCCUCCUUCAAGUUGUUGGCCCUCUUUCCUGGUCCUCUUCCUUCCUGGCCCUUCUCCUUCCUGGCCCUUCAUGGUUCCUUCCUGGUCCUUCCUGGUCCUGUAUGGCUCCUCCCUAGCCCUCUUCCUCCCUGGUUCUCCCUCCUGGCUCCUCCUGGCCCUUACCUGGACCCUCUCUGGCCCUUCCUGGUUCCUUCCUGGCCCUCCUUCCUGGCCCUCCUUCCUGGCCCUUCAUGGCUCAUCCCUGGCCCUCCUCUCUGGUCCUCCCUAG